UGUCUAUUUCUCCAUGGAGGAGUGGGAGUAUAUAGAAGGACACAAGGAUCUCUACAAGGACGUCAUGAUGGAGAAGCGGCCACUUCCCAAAAUAAAAGACUUGAACCUGAAGGAUUGUGAAGUCGAGAGUCAUACACUGCCCUUGAUAUCGUCGAAUGUAAACAGUAAUACAACUCCUACGCCCAAUAAAACCAGCCUAAAAAGCUGUAGGAAGAAAUGGCCAAGAAAACGGAAGCUGAAGUGGGUAAGAAAAGCCAAAGCAAGACCCGCCGUUGGUGAAAAAAUGUCAACAUUGUUGAAUCAUGAGUGGUCACAAUGUGCAUCUCCAACGAAGGCAGCUUCUGCUGCUUGUAGUCCUGAUGAUAACUCUCCAGCAAAUAGAAGCCUGUCAGACCCGCGCACGAUUGAACAUUUGUCUCAUAAGAACAGCGAUAGGUGUGCCCAGACGCAACCAGUUUUAAAAAAAAUUAAAUCGGAGUCCCCCUCUGCCACCAGUGCUGGCUUCCUGACCUCAGACGUCUUUGGACCUACAGAAUACAUAGAAGCCAAGGUUCCAUCUGGAGUUAAUGAAGACUUUGGGUCAUACGUGACGUCGUGUUACACAGAUAUUUAUGCUUCAACUGAUCAUCCACAGUGCACCCCUCACAUUAUAAAGGAGGAGCCUGUGUCUUGCGAUGAAGAUGGACAGACGGUUUCUCUACCUGAUCACUGCCCAGCCACAUAUUAUACACAGUGUGUGUCCAAUGGUAUUAAAGAGGAACCAGAUUUAUUUUCAAUAGGACAUAUUGAUGAUUAUGACCCCGCUGGUGCUGAACAAUACAGAUCUGAUUUGGUUAGGAUGGAAUCUGCCUCCCAUGACGUAGGUUCUACGCCCACAGAUUGUUUGCAAAGACCAUGUACAUCCAUGGAACCCAAGCCAAAACAACGUGCCACCUCUAAUCCUGGUAGGACCACAAAUCUUAUAGCAAGUACAAUCGUAGAUGCUUCUCCAAGACAUUAUACAAAUACAGAGUUUUCGCCAACACAAUGCACAGCCAUAAGUCACGCACCCAUAAGUCACGCACCAAGAUAUUGUCCAAACACAGAUCAGUUCAACGUUACAAAGGAAGAAUCUUUCUCUGAUAAAGAAAGCAAUGAUGAUCCUACCCCUAUAGAAUAUUCAGACGCUCAUUAUGCGUUAGUUCAGGGGAGUCUGAACGACAGAAGUAAAAACCGUAGCCAGAAGUGGAGCAAAAAGUUGUCUAUAGCCAACGGACGCGAUUACAACAAAGCCUACUGCGAAAAAACGACUCCUUUGGUCCACCAACCCUCCCUACUCUCACAGACUAGCUACGUCUGCUCCGUAUGCAAGAAGAGUUUCACUUCUGGCUUCGGCUUAGUCAGGCACCAAACGGUCCACAACGGGAAUAAGGUGGCCUGCCCGCAGUGCGGAAAACUGUUUUUCUACAAGUCGAGCCUACUCAUCCACCAGCGCAUUCACACUGGAGAAAAACUUUUUGGCUGCCCUGUCUGUGGGAAAUGCUUCACCAACAAUUCGAACCUUAUUGUCCAUCAACGUAUUCACACCGGAGAGAAGCCCUUUUCUUGCCUGGUGUGUGGGAAACGGUUUGGCCAUAAGGGCCACCUCAACAGGCACGCGAGGACUCACGGCGCUGAAAAAGUGACAGAAAGCAUUGGAGACGAUGAGCCGACCAGUUGGGUGGACCAGCAGGCUCUCAAAAUGUACGACACUAGCUCUUAUUCUGCUUACAACAAAAGACAUCAGAGUGUAGAGUCACCACCACAAUGGUAAAGCCAUCCAUUUUCUAAGCUUUUAUUGAAAAAGAGAAUAAAAAGACAGGGGGCACCACAAAUACGGUUUUUAAUUUUAUAAUCUAAUGCCGCGUACACACGAUCGGAAAUUCCGACAAGAAAACCGUGGGCUAG
This is a messenger RNA of Rana temporaria (common frog), 1926 nucleotides long. RefSeq names its product zinc finger protein 551-like. Gene Ontology annotation, molecular function: DNA-binding transcription repressor activity, RNA polymerase II-specific. Gene Ontology annotation, biological process: negative regulation of transcription by RNA polymerase II. Lineage: Eukaryota; Metazoa; Chordata; Amphibia; Anura; Ranidae. Bases 14 to 1792 code for a protein of 592 amino acids. The transcript has 2 exons. The record is from RefSeq and is a predicted model, not a curated record.